Messenger RNA from Macaca mulatta (Rhesus monkey), 3027 nucleotides. Lineage: Eukaryota; Metazoa; Chordata; Mammalia; Primates; Cercopithecidae. The record is from RefSeq and is a predicted model, not a curated record.
AUGGACGGCCGGAGACCACCCGGGUUGCUCUUCUCGGUGCCCAGCGCUCGGCGCCUGCUGCGUGCUGCACUCUGCCCCGCGCACGAUGCCGUGUCCACCGCUGCUCUAAGCCCCAGGGAAAGGGGGGCUGGUGGGGGACAAAGGGAAGCCAGCGGACUGGCCACAGGUGAGGUUUCCCCUAGUCCGAAACCUGAGCCCCGCCCCGCCCCUCUCCUCUCCUCUGUCCGCACUUCUGAGGGGCUGGGGCGUGGAGGCCGUGGGCUGGGGCUGGUUCUACAUUCUGGCCUAGAGAGGAGACCUUUCCGCCUUGUGGGGUCCGGGGAGAAUGAGCGCGUUGUUGGUGGGGGGAUUUCAGUUGCUCAGGUCCCCUUCUUCAUCCUAUUAAGCGCCAAACACAGUGGGGGUGGUGGGAACGAGCAGAGUCCCGUGUCCCAAUCCUCCGCCCCGCAACUGGAGGGCGCGGCUAGACGGGCUCCCCUAGGGGACACUCCCGACCCCGUACGGGGUGUGGGCGCCCCUUCCCUCCCUCCCUCCCCCCCCCCAUCUCAGGUUAUUUUGGAUCCCGGGCUGCCAGCCGCUGGCCCCGGGUUUCCACGUGCCCCCUCCCUCCCCCAGCCCACGCUCCCCGUGACGCACAUCCUCCGCCCACGCAGCCUCUGCUCGAGGCGCCCCCCUCCCUCCCACCCCGGCCCCCUUGGGGCGGUGCUGAGCCUUGGGAUCUGGGAGACGCCCGCCCAAGGAGGAGGCGGAGUAGGGCGUGAGCAAGUGGGCGGCAACCUACUGGGCGCCGGUCGCCCGGGUCGUGGUCCUGGUCCGGGAAAGAGGAGGAGGGAGGAGCUGAUUUUGAGUUCUCCACUCCCCGGUCCUGGGAGAGGGGGUGCUCGGCCAGAGAGAGACGAGGGAAGAGAAAUUCCGCAGAAGGGGCCUGCCCACUCCCCUAGGGGAGCCCGCGGGGGUCCGGGUGUGACCCGGUUUGUAUAUGAGCCCCUAUUUAAAAAAUCAUUGACUUGUCAGGGCCCGCCAGAGGCCCAGAGCGCCCCCGCAGCCCGCAGCCAGAGCUGCCGAGAUGUCUGUUCUUCCCGCCCACUCCUGCCACCCCCAACUCCCCUCCUACUCCCUUCCGUUGAGAACAAGGAAUUUCCAGCCUUUAGCAAAGGGAAAGAGGCAAAGACAAAGACGGAGACCAUGGGAAACUAUAGAAAAACAUAAAGAGACAGGUGUGUGUUUUGGGGGGGGGAGGGCCGGGCGGGGAGUGGUGACAAAAAGGGAGUGGGGACAAAUACAAAAAAUUUCGUUUGUUUCCUGCAUGGGCCCUGUUCCCCCAUGUCCCCUUGGCUCACUCAAAGAAGGACCACUUCUUUGCUUGACUCACCUGCUCCCUCCAUCCCCAGUGCUCUCAAAGACACACAGAGCAGAGCAACUGGUCUCGUGAUGAAAAGGAUUAAUAUUUCCUUUAUCUGUACUGGUCUCCUCCGUGAAGGGAAACAGUAUCCUCAGUCCUAGUUUUCCAAGAAAAGGGGAAACGAUUGCGAGGAAAGGGAGGAAAGUGGGCGGAAGAGGAGUGCAGAGACUGUCGUCCCUACGCACGUGUAGAUAUUCAUCUAGCAGAUUGCUCUGCUCACUCCUCCCCCAACGUCUCCACUGGGCCAGAUCCGACUCACUCAGCAAGGUUUGGCUCACCCUCUCCUUCCUGGACCCCUUCCACUCCUUCAGGCAGAAUUAAUUCCUCCCACCCCUCGGUGGCCUCCUCAUUGCUCUUUGUACACAUUUCCAAUUAUAGUUGCUUGUUUCAGCCAAAACCCAGGAGCUCUCCAGCCUGUUAUCUGGUGGACCCUCUGAAAUGAAUGAAUUGAUCCUAUUCACGGGCCUGUGCAACUCUGAAAGGGCAGGUGACACAGAUUUUACUCCCAAAGGGACUGAGCCUGGGCAAAACUGUUUAAGUGGAGACAUUUGUUUUCCAUAUCUCUUUCCCUUGUAAAGUUUCCAGUGAGUCCCACAAGUCUGGCUCCUUGGCCUUCUAAAAUGUCCACCAUUCUGGUAAAUUAAUUCAGAGUCAGAUGCGAAAGGUAGUAGGCUGAAAUCCUGGCUGGUAAUAGAAAAAUAUAAAAUAAUGAUCCCUUUUUUUCUCUUUCAGUAACAUGCCAGAAUUUAUCAUCUAAGGAAUGUUGUCCUUCGAGUUAGUUAUUUUACAAGAAAUGUUUCAGUCCUGAAAGACAGAUAAUCCUAACCACUGCCUUUAAGGAACUCACAGACUAAUAGGGAAAUAGACCUAUAAACAAAUAAUUACAACAUAGUGGAAUAAUGGCGGUAUAAACAAUGACCGAAGUAUAAGAGGGUGAGUGAUCUGUUCUGCUUGGAGUUGUGAGGGGCCUUGGUUUAGACAGGCAUCCAAAGGAGGUGAUGAUGCAGUCAAUUUGAGAUUUCCAGGAGUGGCCAGGGCGGUGGCUCACACCUGUAAUCACAGCACUUUAGGAGGCUGAGAUGGAAGGAACAUUUGAGCCCAGGAGUUGAAGGCUGCAGUGAGCCUUGAUGGCACUACUGCAUCCCUGCACCACAGAGCAAAAAGUGAGUCUCAAAAAAAAAAAAAAUUUUCCAGGAGGAAGGGAAGUCAAGUCAGAGAGGCCAGAAAGUGCAUUUCCAUGGAGGUGGAGAUAUGAAACAGAGUGAUAUGUUUCAGAAACUAUAAAAGGUUGUUCAUUACUGCUGGGUGGUGGGUGGAGGUGGUUAGAAAUGAGCCUAGAGAGGUGUACAAGUACAUGACAUUAAAAAUAUUAUGGACCAGUGCUUCUCAAAGUAUGGUUAAGGACCAAUUUUUAAAACAUUUUCAAUCUAUUAUUGUCCACUACUUUUAUAGAAUGCACUAAAAGUGAAUUAUUCAGAAAACAAACUACCAUUUUGUUAGAUUCAAUAAAUAUAAAAUUUCUCUGUCAAAUUCCUAUAAAACUUUCUAAAUGCUUACACUUAAUUUCUUUCUUUUUUUUUUUUGAGACAGAGUCUCGCUCUGUUGCCCAGGCUGGAGUGCAGUGG